Molecule: messenger RNA, 2315 nt
Organism: Carya illinoinensis
Lineage: Eukaryota; Viridiplantae; Streptophyta; Magnoliopsida; Fagales; Juglandaceae
Product: LEAF RUST 10 DISEASE-RESISTANCE LOCUS RECEPTOR-LIKE PROTEIN KINASE-like 2.3
Exons: 7
Coding region: 29-2140 (703 amino acids)
Biological process (GO): protein phosphorylation
Molecular function (GO): polysaccharide binding; protein kinase activity; ATP binding
Source: RefSeq, a predicted model, not a curated record
UAUACUCUCUCUCUCUCUCUCCCACACAAUGAAGAUAGGUGUAUCCCUUUCUGAAGGACUCAUGGGCCUUAUCGUUCUAGUUGUGCUGCUACUUCAUCAAACUUGCAGUGCUAAGGAUACAAAUCGGGACUGUGUUCCUUCUUCUUGCGGCAAUAUCCUCAACAUAGGCUCUCCAUUUCGAUUGGAAGGCGAUCCUCCAAACUGCGGGUACUAUAACCUGUCAUGUCAGGAAAAUCAAACCGUGUUACACUUAUUUGCCGGAGAAUACAAUGUACAGGAAAUCAAUUACAUUUCCCAAACAAUCCGGGUUGUAGACUCAGGUAUUCAGAAGGAUAAUUACUCCUCCAUCCCUCGUCAUUUUCUAUGCUACAAUAAUUUCAGUACUCCAUUUGGGACUGAUCUUACAUAUUUCAGUCCCUACUUCUUGAACGCCGUAGUUUUGUUGAACUGUGAAAAGCGAGUGGAUUCCCCAUGGUAUCUGAACAAAUCUAGUUGCUUUGGCAAUAGAGCGUAUGCUUCCAACUCAUCCUCAUCCCAGCCUGAGGCUGGGUUUAGAUAUGUGAUAUAUAACCACACGGACCUAAGGGAUGUGGAGGACUUGUGCCAAGUAGAGCAAAUAUUUUGGACAUCGUGGCGUGGCCUGAUCAAUCUACGAAAUGACCCAAGUAGUAUUUCCUGCGAAGACUUUCACAACCUAUUGCUAUACGGUUUUGAGCUUUCUUGGCUAACCCCGUCUACAGAUUAUGGAAAGUGCGGCAUCUUCGAGUUUAGCGAACAACGUCGUUAUUACUGCAAAACACGUGCGGGAAUUCUUGGACUGCCAUUUCGGGUAUACAAAGGACUCCUUGAGCUACCACUAUAUUUGUUUGGUGGUAGUGGAGUAAGGCAGACAACCAUCGGAAGGCAUAUCGGUGAUUUUAUCUACAACUACUAUUUCAAGUACGGUUGGAAUGAGACAGGUCUUCAGGAAGUCAUAGUAUUCGUGAAAAGUUUAAUCUUAGAUUUCGGACUAUACCAUGGAGCAAUAACUAUGUUGGGGGUCCCAUUUGUACUUGCAUUCUUGAUAUAUAAAUGGCGCAGGAGACAUUUAUCGGCGUUUGACAUCAUUGAAGAAUUUUUACAAAACAACAAUAAUCUCAUACCAAUAAGGUAUUCGUACUCAGAAAUUAGGAAUAUGACCAAGAAGUUUAAGGAUAAACUAGGUGAAGGAGGCUAUGGCACUGUCUUUAAGGGAACACUUCGAAGUGGCCGUCUUGUAGCUAUAAAGAUGUUAGGUAAGUCCAAAGCUAACGGACAAGAAUUUAUCAGUGAAGUUGCAACAAUUGGAAGGAUUCAUCAUAUUAAUGUAGUGCAACUAAUUGGCUUUUGUGUUGAGGGAUCAAAACGUGCUCUUAUAUAUGAGUUCAUGCCCAAUGGAUCUCUAAAUAAAUACAUUUUUUCACAAGAAGGAAGUCUUCUUCUAAACUAUGAGAAAAUGCAUGAUAUUGCUUUGGGAGUAGCUCGUGGUAUUGAGUAUUUGCAUCGAGGAUGUGAAAUGCAGAUUCUUCAUUUUGAUAUCAAGCCUCACAAUAUUCUCCUUGAUGAAGACUUUACUCCUAAGGUUUCUGACUUUGGUCUGGCAAAACUGUAUCCUAUGGAUAACAACACUGUUUCUUUAACUGCUGUAAGGGGGACAUUAGGAUACAUGGCCCCUGAGUUGUGCUACAAAAAUAUUGGAAGCAUCUCUUACAAAGCCGAUGUUUAUAGUUUUGGAAUGUUAUUGAUGGACAUGAUGGGUAAGCGAAGGAACUUGAAUGCAUUUGGAGACCAGUCUAGUAAAUACUUUCCCAGUUGUGUCUAUGAGGAAGUGCAAGAUAAAAAUAGCAUAACCAUAGAAAAUGGAAUGGAAGAGGAAAAGAAAAUAGCCAAGCAGAUGAUUGUAGUUGCGUUAUGGUGUAUACAGAUGAAACCUAACUAUCGUCCUUCAAUGAAUAAAGUUGUAGAAAUGCUUGAAGGAAGCAUUGAAAAUUUACAAAUACCUCCCAAGCCUUUUCUAUCAUCACUGGAGAGGGAACCAGAGGAUAUUGAAGACAAUUCAAAUCUUACUUUCCCAUCAAUUCAAUCAAGUCAAUAUACUCAAUCGUCGAUCCGAAGUAAUUGAUAUAUUGAUUGUUGGUUUUACAUAAGGAAGCUAGUAGCCCUAACCAAUAAGGAAAUCAUGUAAUAUUUGACAGUUCAAAAAUGCUUCAUAUUAUUAUGUAAGAAAUUCGUGUUCCUUUUUUUGUGAUUGCUUUCCUUAUUCCCAUUAUCUUUUAUUAAGAAAUUUUGUUUGCUCA